CUAUCUCUUAUUUUAUGUGUUGACCUGGGUGUCUUUUUUCCGUCUUACAAGUCGCUUUAACUCAAGUCUUUCAAAACCGACUAGACUGACGGGCCGAUGGAGCAGUGGGGGGGAUCCUGUUUUCCCCGAUUUAAUUUAGGCAGAGGACAUUUCCGAGAGGGGGGGUGGAUGGAGGGAGAGAAGGGGAGAGAGCGAGAGAGAGAGAACGCGAAAGCGAAGCAGCACGCCAGUUUGCGAGCGCCGGAGCGGCCUUGUUCGAAUAAGACAAAAAAAUGAGUGACGCAAAGGGUAAUCAAGCGGUGUCCCCGAAAGGCAAGGAUGGUGUGGAGAAGAGAGGGCGAGGCAGGCCGCGUAAGCUGCCCCAGGAGACCAUUAGUUCCCCAGUUCCAAAGAGGCCGAGGGGGAGACCGAAGGGAAGCAAAAACAAGACCGCCACCAAGGCAAAGAAGGUUGCCAAAUCUGCCAAGCCUGUGAAAGCUCCGUCGGGAAAAGGCAGAGGGAGGCCGAGGAAGCAGGAAAAGGAACAGGAAUCAUCUGAGGAAGAGGAGGAUGACCAGUAAAGGAUUCAUUUUUGACUCACUACCUCAUUCAGCUUAGGCCUGUUGAUCAUAGCUGGACUCAACCUCUCAACACCACCCCCCCCCCCCAGUGAAAGGGAGGCAUGCCGUUCACACCCAUCUGCUUUUCUGCUCUAGCACUGGAAGGACCUUUUUAUACAACAUGGUAAACAGUCAACAUAUCCAUAUUUAUGUGCGUGUAUAUAGAAGAUGACUAACUGGUGACUGGCUACCCAUUGUCUUUCGUAAUGACUUAUGGAUGUUGAAAAUGGUCUUUUAUACUGGACAAAGGUCUUUUUUUUCCCCUCCCUACUUUGUGGUACGCAAAGUUUUUAAAAGACCCUUUCAGGGGAAUUAGUUUUAGAUAUGCUAUGUUAGUCUGUCUGCUUGUUCUGAUUUUAUUUCAAUUUAAUUUUUUUUUUGCGGGCAUAUUGGAUAUUUACUCCUAAGUCUCGAUGUGUGAAUGACAAGCUCUCUGAGAUUUGGGAUUGGCUGUGGUUUUACAAUUUGAUUCUUUUAUUUUGUUAUGGUCAAGAUGACGUAGGACUGGGGUCACCUGAUCUGUUCCUCAGCGGAUGGUUCAGUAUUUUUAUUGUGGGAAUGUAAAUCACUGGAUUCACUAUGGAGCUCUGCUAGUGGGGAUUGACUAUACGCAGCUGACUUGUUUACCCGGAGUUGACGGCUAGGUUUUGUUUCAGGUUAUAUUGAGAAGCCGAGUGUCCCUCGUCGUUCAGUGAAACGUGUAACUGCACUAGGAUCAUUCAUUUUGCAUGAGAGUCAAGGUGUUGUGUAGGAUUGAGUGUUUGCUAUUUUCUAUGGUUCUCUCGACUCUCUUGGUGUUUCCUGAACUUAAGUGUGAAGUGAAAGCACUGUCCCAUCACGUCUUUGGUUUUUAGGACGUUUAGCAGACUUGGUUCCACAUUGACUGGCCCUGCCAUCUUCUCUGCUUUGUGUCUUGAUGUGCUGGGCUGCUAUCAAAGAUGCUCUAGUGUCAUCAGUAGCUUCUUUACGCUCCUGAGUGCAGCCGUCUGACCUGUGUGCUUAGUAGGAAUAUGAGGUUGUUGUAAGAACUGGAGGAGCUCAUGUCUGCAGGCAGUGCUGCUUCCUGAUUGGAGAUGUGGAAGAUGUGAGAUGAGAUUAAAUCUGUGGAGGCUUUGCCAGUGAACCUAGUGGAUGGUCCGUUUUUGCAGAACGAGGAACACGUGAAUCUGCAAGAUGAGCAGACUACCUUCAGCUUUGUCACGUUGUGGUGUGGGCUCGGGUCCGUGUCGACCUGGAGAGAGCAUACUGAAGAAAGCUCUCCUGUUUCACUGCCUGAACACUUCCUGCUGAAGCCCUUAGAUUUACUCUGCGUUGGUUGAUUGUCAUGGAUGCCCUCCCUUUGCAAGUGGGGGGGGGGGGAGCAGCAGUCUGUUUCUCAGUAUUUCAGUUCGCCGUACAUUACAGGUUUUUUUUUUUUACUUCUCUAGUCCUCGCAUGACUCUUGUGUCCCAAUUCUAUGGGCCCCCAACCCCCCCUCCCCCUCCCCACACAAAAUGCUGGUCCGUCACUUUUUGCCAGACAUACUGCUAUUGGACCUCCAAGGUCCUUCACAUACCUCAUGACAAACCUCUCUGUAAGCUGGUUCAGUCCUCACGUUUUGGGGAGAGGGAGAAAACGGGGUGCCGUGUGUCGGGGGGGGGGGCAGCGCAGCCUGUGCUCUCUGUGCUGCUGCUCUGAUUUCUGUUCUUUCACGCAGAAUUCGACAUGUCCGCAUCUCCCUUCGUGCUGCUCUCGGCCUGUGCAGAGCAUUCAAAGGAGCGCGGACGCUUAAGUCAGGGAGAAAUCUAUCUUUUUGUGACGGUGGAUUUUUAUUUUCUGUAUUUUGAUGACAGUAUCGGUUAAGUACUUUUUUUUUUUUUUUUUCUUUUUAACCAGUAAUGAAAUGUUCAGUCUUGUUUCUCACAUGUAGUUGGGACAUCUUGAUUGGAAGUCCUUUCAGUUAAUCCUUUUAGUAUACAGUAGUUAAUCCUGCCCCCCACUCCCCUAAACCUAUUGAUCAUGUGACUUGCACGUCUGCUUGUCUGGAUUGGUUAGUGUUUUAGCGCCAUGUUGGCUCACGGCCGCCAUUGGUUUGAUCAUGGUCACCAGGCAUAGUGCUGAUGCUGUGCUCGUCACCUUAGAUGAAUAUGAUUUCAAUUUUUCUUUUUCUCCCCUCUUCCACCCACUCGAGUGCAUUUUACAGAAGCUGUGCUGUGCUCAUAAGAUGGCAAGUCUACUUGACUCCAUCCUCUUAACACUGCACUCUGUUGGGUGGGCGUGUUUGUUUUUAUAUCUGCUUUAGUCAUUUUCUGCCCUGUUCCCUUUGCCCUUCCUGUGGGCUUGGAUGCCUUGUACACAUCGUCUUUUAGGCUGCAUAUUAACCAGGUUUUAUACAUGGUGCAGAUGUUGCUAUUCAUGUGAAUAUUUUUUUUUCCCUACUUCUGCUGGAAUUGUAUGCCGUGUUUUUGUUUUAUGUGCGAGACAGACCACAGGUUAACACGUCUGCACCCUGUCCUUCCUCAAUCUGUACCUCCAGUUCGUGUCCUGCUGAUCGCUUGGGAAGGUUGGCUGGUUAAAGCACUGAUGUACAAGCAGGCCACGGGGACACUGGUGUGACUGGACUGGCUGAAGACCCAGUCUCCUUGUCCCAGUGGCCUUUUACCCAUUCAUCUUAAUUUUGACGUAACCCUCCUCCCGUCUGUUUAAACAAACUAAAUGGUUGACUUUUUGUAUGACAUUUUCACUGUCAGAUAUCUCUAAUGGGUUGGAAUUUGAAAUGUUCUUUUACUGAUGUGUGAAAUAAAGAAUAGCUCAUCAGCUU
Messenger RNA from Paramormyrops kingsleyae, 3399 nucleotides. RefSeq names its product high mobility group protein HMG-I/HMG-Y-like. Gene Ontology annotation, cellular component: chromatin; nucleus. Gene Ontology annotation, biological process: regulation of DNA-templated transcription. NCBI's taxonomy places the organism in Eukaryota, Metazoa, Chordata, Actinopteri, Osteoglossiformes, Mormyridae. Gene Ontology annotation, molecular function: DNA binding; transcription coregulator activity. The record is from RefSeq and is a predicted model, not a curated record.